UCAAGUAUCCGAACAUAACCUUAGCUAUUGUAAACAAAUAUUGCAAAAUUAUUGUUUUUAUCGUUGUUUUAAUAUCAUUAUAAGCUAUAAUUAGCACAGAAAUAAUAAGUUAUAUGUGGUAAAUAUGUCAGAUGUAGAGGUUGAGGUGCCGUCGACUUUUAAAAGACGCAACCUUAAGAAAAGAGGUGGCAGGCAAAGAAAGAAAUCUAGUUCAGACGAGAAAAACAGCUCAGACUCCGAUGAACCCACCGUAGUGCUACCAACAAAAAGACAACAUAAAUCAAAUCCCAACAUUCAAUCAACAGGGAAUAAACGUAACAGAGUUGAAAUUAAUGACAGUGACAAUAGUAGCAAUGGUGAGGAAAAGAAAAAGACAAACACAACGCUCUCGGUACAGCAACAGAGGGAGAACGCAACAUCUACGUACGACAUGGACACUGAGGUGGACAGAGAUGCGCAAGCUAUAUUCGAGAAGGCACAGAAAAUAAACGAAGAGCUUCUUGGUCAAGCUGACGAUAAGGUGUACAGAGGUAUAAAUAACUACGCCCAAUAUUAUAAGAAGAAGGAUACAGCGGCGGGCAACGCCAGUUCCGGGCUCGUGAGGAAAGGCCCCAUUAGGGCUCCAGCUAACUUGAGAGCUACUGUCAGAUGGGAUUAUCAACCAGACAUAUGUAAAGAUUACAAGGAGACAGGCUUCUGCGGUUUCGGAGAUUCCUGCAAGUUCCUCCACGACAGGUCUGACUACAAGCACGGCUGGCAGCUGGAGAGGGAAGAGUCCCACCCCAGUGAGGGGGGGAAGGGGGACUCCGACUACGAGAUACACAGUGACGACGAGCUGCCCGUCAAGUGCUUUAUAUGCAGGGAAACAUUCACGGACCCCGUAGUCACCAGAUGUAAACACUAUUUCUGCGAGAAGUGUGCACUGGCUAACUUCAAGAAGUCCUCUCGAUGUUUCCUGUGCAACGCUCAAACCAGCGGCGUGUUCAACCCGGCUACGGAGCUGCAAGCUAAAAUAAGCGCCAGGGGAGAUGACGAUGAUGAUGACGAUGAUGAUGACGAUUGAUGAUGACGAUUGAUGAUGACGA
Molecule: messenger RNA, 1085 nt
Organism: Pararge aegeria (speckled wood butterfly)
Lineage: Eukaryota; Metazoa; Arthropoda; Insecta; Lepidoptera; Nymphalidae
Gene: mdlc
Product: E3 ubiquitin-protein ligase RNF113A
Exons: 7
Coding region: 125-1063 (312 amino acids)
Biological process (GO): snoRNA splicing
Cellular component (GO): U2-type spliceosomal complex
Molecular function (GO): metal ion binding
Source: RefSeq, a predicted model, not a curated record